AUGGCGCACUCAAAUGAAUGGCAAAAAAUGCUCCGCGGUGAGCUAUACUGGGCAUGGGACGAAGAUCUGCAAAACAAUCGGAAAAGAUGCAAAGCAGCAUGCGACAAAUUCAAUGCCGCAGGCUCAGCAUCUCGGCGUCACAAGGUCGAGCUCUGGAGAAAUAUUAUCUGCGACGACCGACCAAUGCCCCCCAUUCACCCCGACCCAAAAGAAGACGAAGCGCUCUUCGAAGAAACCGAUCCUUUUAUCGAUGGACCCAUCUCCGUUGAUCAUGGCUUGAACUUCAAGGUUGGAAAGGGGACCUUUCUCAAUUUCAACCUACUAGUUCUCGAUACAUGCCAUAUUACUAUCGGGGAGAACGUGUUGUUUGGGCCUAAUGUUUGCAUCUACGGCGCGACGCAUCCUCUGGAUCCUGCGAUUCGACGGGGAUUAAAGGGCCCUGAGGGAGGUGGGGAGGUGCAUAUUGAGGAUGAUGUGUGGAUUGGGGGAAGCGUCAUUAUCCUGGCUGGGGUGAGGAUUGGGCGAGGAUCUACGGUUGGGGCCGGUGCUGUAGUUACAAAGGAUGUCCCUCCAUUCCACUUUGUUGCUGGUAACCCGGCUAAAAUCAUUCGGAAGAUUGAGUCGAGCAUGGAGUCAGAGGGGCACUGA
Messenger RNA from Penicillium atrosanguineum, 648 nucleotides. RefSeq names its product sugar O-acetyltransferase. NCBI's taxonomy places the organism in Eukaryota, Fungi, Ascomycota, Eurotiomycetes, Eurotiales, Aspergillaceae. Bases 1 to 648 code for a protein of 215 amino acids. Gene Ontology annotation, molecular function: acetyltransferase activity. The record is from RefSeq and is a predicted model, not a curated record. The transcript has 3 exons.